This is a messenger RNA of Fonsecaea nubica, 4038 nucleotides long. RefSeq lists its product as hypothetical. The record is from RefSeq and is a predicted model, not a curated record. Bases 1 to 4038 code for a protein of 1345 amino acids. The transcript has 5 exons. Lineage: Eukaryota; Fungi; Ascomycota; Eurotiomycetes; Chaetothyriales; Herpotrichiellaceae. Gene Ontology annotation, molecular function: helicase activity. Gene Ontology annotation, cellular component: nuclear RNA-directed RNA polymerase complex. Gene Ontology annotation, biological process: regulatory ncRNA-mediated heterochromatin formation.
AUGCAAGAGACAGUUCUCAUCCUGGCCAAGGACGGUGGAUUACAACGAAUAAAGCAAGUGGUCGAGCGCAGUAUGGAUGGCAUGAGCUUAACCACGCGCCGGAAAAUGAUCAAAGAGCAAGCAAUACCACUGUGUCAAGUCAUCACCCAUCAACACGUACUCGCGUCCACCUUGCUCGAGGUCCACGUUGGAACAAUUUACAACUUCAUUUACGGCGUCCAAGGCCAGCGUGCCGUACAAUUCUUCAAGACCCUCAUUGCUACCAUCGCAGACUGUAGCCAAGUUGACAUUUUGCCCUCGGAAAUCGAAGCGGUCGUCAAGGCUUUCUCGAACAUCAUUGACUGCAAUACUCACGCCUUGGUGAAUGAUGACCUCAGGCUGCUUGCAGAUUCCCUGUUUGAUGUCGUGGCCAAACUCGACGAGGGUGAAGCUCACGAGUCAAGGAGAAUAGUGAACCGCAUCAAUCAACGACUAGGGAUCGGGCGAGAGCUGACAGGUUGGAAGCCGCCAAAGACAACAGCGUUCCCAAAGGCCACUUUCGCUCUGCAGCAAGACCUGCCCGGGGCUUUAUCCAAGGACGGGCCGCGGCAUGACAACGACUGCGUCAACGCUUGUUCGCGGAAAUUGACAUACGACAACGCCCGGGUUGUGAAAAUCGAUUUCAACAGAUGGCAGGGCCUGCUGAUCACCAUCGGCUUCGACCAGCCUUCUCAUCUUCGGCAACGCUCGGCCAAACACAGGAAGGAAUGGUGGGAAUUUCAGAAACGCCUCCGUGUAGGCUCCCUCCUUUGCCUUCUUUCCAAUGGGGCUUUGAUAUUCUGCUCGGUUAUUGAGCGCAAGCCAACCAAACCCUUAGCAAAACCCGACGACUCAUCCAGUUCAGACGACGAGAAGAUUCCAAAUCGACCUGAACAACCUCAGUACCUGUUCUCGGACCCUGUUCGAGCCUUCACUGCCGUCUCGUUGGUCAGCGACAGGACAGAGGCCGUCCUGGAUCUCAUGAAAGCCCCUAAUUCCGCUUCCGCCAAAAUAGUUGAGUUCCCUGGUGUUCUGCUGCCCUCCUUCGAGCCGACCUUGCGAGCUUUGCGAGCAAUGCUCCGAAAUCCCGAGAUGCCCUUCUCAGACUACCUGGCACCUGAGCCCCAAGCAGAUUUAUCGAAAAUUGCAGCCCCCUACUACGCCACCAGACCCGGGUUUGGUUUCGACCUCAGCUGCAUCAUGAAAGACAAGACUGUGAUGAAGAUUGCCGUCAAUGAUGAUUCCAACCACGAGGCGUUCCGUGAGAACUCCAUUCUUGGCAGAGCACAGGCCGAUGCGCUUCUCACAUCUCUCCAGCGCUCCCUCGCUCUGAUACAGGGACCCCCCGGGACGGGCAAGAGCUUCACUGGGGUGGCUCUCAUCAAGGUGCUGAUGGCAAUACAGGCACAGGCUAAGCUUGGUCCGGUGCUGUGCGUUUGCUACACUAACCACGCACUUGAUCAACUUUUAGAAGACCUGGUGCGACAUGGCAUCGGUCAGAUUGUCCGUAUUGGCUCCCAGUCGAAGUCCGAGACAUUGCAGAAUUGCAACCUCCGUAUUCUGGCCAGCAAUAUUGAUUUGACCAAAACCGAGAGACAUGAACACUGGGUGCUGAAGUUAAGGCUUGAUGAAGACGAAAGAAUUAUUUCCAGGGCCAUUAAGAGACUUUCGCUCGAAGGAGAUGUCGCCGCACUGAAAAGCUACCUCGAAAUCUAUUACCCCAAAUCCUACAAGACUCUUUUUGCUGGUGGAGAGGACGACGAUGGAUUUGAGAGGGUUGUGCGUCACAAGACAUACCUGUUAAAUGCAUGGCGUAAAGGUGGCUCACCUCAAGGUCCUGUCCGCCGACUAGAGAGUCUACUCCAGGUGCCCAACAUCGAGUCUUUGAAUCAUUUUGAGAGACAGCGGCUGUAUUGCCAUUGGUUGGCAGAAUCCAAAAAGACAGCCCAGGCCGAACUAUUGAACGCUCUGGCACAAUUACAAGGAACACAAGGAACGAUUCGAUCAAGUCUGGCGAGAACGUUGCCAAUUCUUCGAAAGCUCAAUUCCAAGGUCCUUGUCUGCGAAGAGGCUGGAGAAGUGCUUGAGGCGCAUAUUCGUACCGCUCUCCUGCCUUCUCUAGAGCACGCAAUCUUGAUCGGUGACCAUCUUCAACUUCCUCCCCAUAUCCAAAGCUACGAACUGUCGAGAGAAAGUUCUUUGGGAAAGCGACACUGUUUGGAUAUAUCCCUGUUCGAAAGACUGGUAACGCCUUCGUGCUCCACCCAGACUGCAGUGCCAUUUAGCACCCUGGAGACACAGCGACGAAUGCAUCCCUCGAUUUCCAAACUCAUCCGCAAUACGUUGUAUCCACGGUUGAGUGACUCUUCAGAGGUCGAAUCAUAUCCACCUGUGGCUGGACUAGCCAAGAGACUCUUCUGGCUCGACCAUGCACACCAUGAGGAUGGUGUGCUCUCUUACUCGGAUACGACAACUUUCCAUUCGAAUACCUUUGAAGUCCAGAUGGUCACUGCACUGGUGUCUCAUCUAGUCAGACAGGGUGUCUACCACACGAAUGAUCUAGCGGUCCUCACUCCCUACCUUGGCCAACUUCAGAAAAUCCACCGAGCCCUCCAAGGGUUGUUCGAGAUCUCCUUGACCGAAGGCGACAUGCUUGAAUUGGAAAGAGAAGAAAUUGGAAAGGACAAUAAUGAGGCGGGUCAUAGUGCCACACCUGCACUCCAGAAGACCCCUCUCUCGCGGGCACUCAAAGUGUCUACCAUUGACAACUUUCAAGGGGAAGAGGCCAAAGUCGUAAUCAUUUCAUUGGUGAGGAGCAACGACCAGAACAAGUGUGGCUUCCUUCGGACAUCAAACCGAGUCAACGUCCUUUUGUCCCGCGCCAAACAUGGAAUGUACAUCAUCGGGGACACGCGAACCUCUGGUCACGUCCCGGUGUGGGCUUCUGUGAUCGACAUGCUUCAAUCUGACGAUAAUUUCGGCGACUCGCUUCCACUUCGGUGUCCCCGCCAUCCACAAGCCACAUUCUCCGUUUCGAAACCGGACGACUUCGCCAUCUUCUCGCCUGAAGGAGGGUAUGGCCGCAUAUCAGUUCACCAACAACAAGCCGAAUUGGCCAAGUCGGUCAAAGAAGUCCAAUGUCAGGGGAACAAGAUGCACUUGGAGGAACACAUACUGUCUGGUGGACGCAAGGACCAAAUCAAGCUGAUAUUCAAGGUCGCGCAUGAUUCGCGAUACUCACCAAUUGCGAAGACACGCAAUCACAUCAUUAAACACCUUCGGCAGGUCAAUAUCGAGGAACAGCCUUUCAAGCGAGUUUGGGAUAUGGUGCAGUUCGCCCGAAAACAAGGGAAAACUAGCAGCGAUGUUGGAUUCGAUCCAGCCGUCAUACAAACCAGCCAGACUUUACAGGGCGAAUCACUGCUGUUGAGAUGCGAGCUUGUUAUAUUGUUGGACUUUUUGGCAGCGUUUGGAACCGGCCUGCGCGAUGUCAACCUCGAAGCCAACAGAGUCGACUGCUUGAAGCUGUUAGCGGCCGCCCGGGAAGCCCACCAACCGGCCGUGGAGGUUGAAGCUCACACAUUCUACGCGCAAUGCUGCCUGGCGGAACGGACCUACAGCAGACGAUCGGAAGACUUUGCAGGUCUAAGCACAGAAGCCACUGAGCAUAUUGGUGACGCCCAGCAAGUAUGCACUCAGCACCCGGGCUCGACCCGACAUGUAGUGGGUGAGGUGAAGACAGUUGAGGGAAUGUUAGAGUCCUCGACCUUUACGACAGUGGUGAAUGAUGAUGAGUGGAGGCUUGUGAUCAACGCUAUGGCGAGUGGUUUCCGUGGAUCAGGGCAUUGGUAUACCUGCGCCAACAACCACCCGUUCACUGUUGGGGAAUGCGGCAUGCCCAUGGAACAAGCGCGUUGUCCUCAAUGCGGCGCUCCGGUGGGCGGGCAAAACCAUACACCCGCUGAGGGAGUCCGACGUGCGACAGAGCUCGAGAACCGGUUUUCGGACUUGAGGCUCUAA